This is a messenger RNA of Cicer arietinum (chickpea), 1191 nucleotides long. Its product is annotated as RHOMBOID-like protein 10, chloroplastic. Gene Ontology annotation, cellular component: chloroplast membrane. Gene Ontology annotation, molecular function: serine-type endopeptidase activity. The record is from RefSeq and is a predicted model, not a curated record. NCBI's taxonomy places the organism in Eukaryota, Viridiplantae, Streptophyta, Magnoliopsida, Fabales, Fabaceae.
AUAUUGACAGUGAAAAUAGUUUUGUGGGUGGAACUGGAGAGGGGAAAGAGGAUGGUUGUGCCCCAGCCAUUUCUGUCACCAGUUUGCAAGGUCGGUCCUUACCCACUCGAUAUCAUCGCCACCGCCGCGUCUCUCCACUUCACCCACCGUGUCUCCCACCGUCUCCGGCUUGGUUUUCUACUUCGCUCCUGUUUCAAGAAACUUGCUCCUGUGUUUACAUCGAAGGAUAGAUGGUGUCAAAGUGAUGGUUCAACUAGUUUAUCUUUCUUUAAUGUGGGAAGAGUUGAAGCCCUAUUUGGAAAUGGCGACUUGAAGGUCUCCGGAAAAAAUCCAUUUAGUGGAAGGAAGUGGACAAAUAUUCUCCUUGCUGCCAAUGUUUUAUUUUAUGUUGCACAACUUGCAACCGAAGGCAAGCUUAUGUUUUGGGGUGCUAAGAUAAACAGUCUCAUUGACAAAGGACAACUUUGGAGACUUGUUACUUCUUCCUUUCUGCAUGCAAACAUUGGACACCUUAUGAUAAAUUGUUAUUCCUUAAAUUCAAUCGGUCCCACUGUGGAGAGCUUCAGUGGUCCUCAAAGAUAUCUUGCAGUUUACUUUGUCUCUGCAGUUGCAAGUGCAGCUAUGAGUUAUUGGUUCAGCAAAAUGCCUGCAGUAGGUGCAUCAGGAGCAAUUUUUGGACUGGUUGGAUCGGUUGCAGUGUUUGUUUUAAGGCACAAAGACCUUGUAGGGGGUGGUAAAAAAGAUCUGCAGCACAUUGCACAAGUAAUUGCCAUCAAUAUGGUUAUUGGUUUAUCAUCAAAUGGCAUUGACAACUGGGGACACUUAGGAGGUUUGAUUGGUGGAAUUGCUGCGUCAUGGCUUAUUGGACCUGCAUGGAAACAUGAAUCCACCUCUAUAGAUGGAAGAAGACUUUUCAUUGACAGUGCACCAAUGUAUAAUCUCUUCAAGAUUACAAGAGUACCUAAGCAAUGGAAAUAGAAACAUUUCAUUGUUGUAUUGCGCAUUACAAAUAGUUGCUCAUUGUGUUUAUUUGUAUAAUGAUACAGUGUUGUAAGUUUCCCUUAAUAAAACACUUAGAUGGUGGUUUCUAGUUCUACUACCUGAACCCUUCAAAUUUUCUGCAUACUUUGUAUUAUAUAAGAGAUAAUUCAAGUGAAUAAAAAAAAGAAGAGAUAAUUUAAUUACCUUCCA